UGUAUUUUACUCGUAGGGGGUACGUUUCGUUUCGCCGUGUAUGUUUUGCGGCUAUGUGUUGGGCUUGUUUAAUUUUCAUUUUCUGCAGGUUUUGAGGUGUUUAUUGACUUUAGUUCAUCGCGAGUGUGGUGAGUGUAAACGGACAGGAGGUUUGAUGGUUGUCACAAGGGCGCUCUGUGAAUCUCCGGCAAUUUUAACCGUAUCUGCUGCUGGAGCUUGGUGUAGCAAAGUUUCUACUUCUGCUUUGAAGGAGGCUGUGGAAAGACUUUCUUUACAGGUCCCACCUUGUGAGUGUGUUCAUCAAGAAGAGCUUCAGAGGUUUACUGAUAAUUUUGGGUCUUUGUUUUUCACCUAUUCUUUUCACGCUUCUUGUCAGUCAGUGGAGGAAGAACAGUCAAAUAUCCAAAAAUGUCUGCACAGACUCAGUCUUGUUCAUGCGCAGGUGGAAAUCAUCUUUGAGAUUAGGACAGAUUCAACAACACACAAGCAAAUGUUCAGUGGAGAGAAAGGAAGUAAAGUUUCAGUGAUGGAUCACAUCAUUCCUAUGGACACUGCCGCAUACGGACAGAGUCCAUUCUCUGUGCGGUGUUUCCCAUCCUGUCCACAAAUGCACCCAGUAUUGGGAGACACACUGAGUUGUGUGCUCCCUACUGACAUAAUAGAGGCUGGACUGUGUGGAGAACUGAGCAUGGUUACCAUGGCAACACUUGCACCCUGUAUGGAGCAGUAUUCCAACUGGCCCACUCAGCUCUCAUGCAUACGGAUAUCCUUUGUGAUGGUCACAUAAUAAUCGUUAUUAUUAUUUAAGAGCAUGCAUAUGAUUUUAGGCUACUUGCCUUACAAAUAUGCUUGGUCUUUUUUGGUAAAA
Molecule: messenger RNA, 868 nt
Organism: Rhinichthys klamathensis goyatoka
Lineage: Eukaryota; Metazoa; Chordata; Actinopteri; Cypriniformes; Leuciscidae
Product: type 2 DNA topoisomerase 6 subunit B-like
Exons: 7
Coding region: 41-787 (248 amino acids)
Biological process (GO): meiotic DNA double-strand break formation
Source: RefSeq, a predicted model, not a curated record